Messenger RNA from Paramuricea clavata, 10484 nucleotides. The record is from the annotation of a GenBank genome assembly. NCBI's taxonomy places the organism in Eukaryota, Metazoa, Cnidaria, Anthozoa, Malacalcyonacea, Plexauridae.
UGAGAGCCUGCAUCGAUGACUAAUGAAUUUGAAUAUCUGCCCCGUAACGUUCGUUUUUCCAAAUAUGGAAUGUCUAUCCUUAUAUGGUGUUGUUUACAACUUUCGUGCAAACUAAAUUUAGACCGCGCAAACUAAAUUUAGACCGUACAGUUUAUACUGUUUUUCGAAAUAUAAGAUAUUCAAGCAAAAGUUCAAAUGUUUUAAAUACUGUUUUCUCAAAACAGAACAUUUCGUACUUUGAGAUAAGACGGCCAAGACCAAUUUCAUCAGUUAAUGUGUUUUUUUAUGCAUAGUGCUUCAGCAGUUGACAUAUAUAGAGCUCAGCGGAAACAUAUAAAUUAUAGCAUCUGACCAAUGAGAAUUUCGCGUCACGAUUUGAGACGCAGAUAUUCAAAUUCAUCAGUCAUCGAUGCAGGCUCUCAAUUCAGCUUGAGAGCCUGUUCGCAGGCUACGUGUAAAUAGAAUGUUAGUACAUAUUUCGUGUACAGCUACAUAAAGUACUUACACUCCAAAGAAAGAUGGCAGGCUCAUGUACGAAAUUGGCGGGAAAAUGCGUUUCUCGAAAAUUCGAAAUCGAGAAAUCGACGUUAUCAUAUCGACCAAACAACAGUUUCGUCCUGGAAGGUAGAAGAACAAGGAAAGAGACUCAGUUCUGGCAAGUAUGUGUUAACCUAUAAACGAUAAGUAAUGAUUAGUUUGCAUUAUACAAUAGGCAAUAGCUGAGUAUUAUAUCAACGAUGGCGACAUACAUACCAUAAUUUUGAUACUAUAGCUGUUGAUAGACCAGUAUAAUAAAUAAUGACGCAAAAUUUUUGUAGUUCGCUACAGCUACUUGCCUACUUCGUAAAAAUGCAGUCAGCUAGAAAUACUGCUACUUGACAAAAAACGUAGUUCGCUACUGACUACAGCUGCUUUUUAAAAAAAUGUAGCAUUCGCUACUUGAACGCAACAGCCGAUAACCUGCUAUGAUGCUUAUCUACAUAAUAUACAAUUUAUACGUUGUCAUAUGUUAUUCUGAUUUUAUUUGAAUGACAAGAAAGCUGAUAAAUAGACCAAAAGCGGCAAAAACUGUAUACAUAUUUAAUACAAUGUAGCUAAACUAAACAACUUUUUCUACUCGUUUAAAGCAUUAGUUUUGUAAGCAAAUACUUGGUUAGCGUCACACUCUCACAAAGGCGGGAGGGCGUUUUUUUAAAAAUUUUUACUUGUUUUUAAAAUUUUUUAAUCAGUGGCGUGCUGGGUACUAAUUUUCUGGGGGGGGGGGGCAGUUGGCUUUCAACUAAUAUGCGCCCCUAUAUUGUAAUGCUUGAUAAACAAGUGUCGAAGGCACGAGCCGAGCGCCGCAGGUGCAAGGUUUCUCUAGGGGGGUCCGGGGGCAUGCCCCCUCGGAAAUUUUUUAAUUUAGGGUCUCUGAAAUGCCAUUUCCUGGACUUUGGGGGGAAGGUUUGACAGAAAUCUGAUGGUCAGGAAACGGCAUUAUAACGUGUUGAAAUUUGCAAUUUGGUUAGAAUUAUAUAUAGUAGUAGUUCUUAAAUUGGGCAAUGCUAACUCAGUUCCAGCGAUUAAUCUAAUCCCAAUUCUAUUCUCUACUGAUCUGGUGAUCUGAAUACAUUUACAACAUACAGCUCUUUUAUACAAUAACACAAGGACCCCACGCAUAUGCACUUUAAGGUUACCUUGCUUGGCUGCCAAAAGGGCGCUUUUCAGCAUUAUCUUAUCACUUACAUUACUCAUGAGUCAUGAUGUUUCUUGCACAAACAACUAAAUUGCGUACACAACUUAAAUUAUCAUAACUAUCUAAUUUGCGCCGCUCUCGUGAUUCGUGAAGCAUAAUACCUUCAUAAUAUAAGGGCAUAAUACCAGCAAAAAAGGGCAUAAUUCCCGUGAUCGCUUCGAAACCUGACCAAUAUUCCUGAAAUUAUCAUAACUAUCUAAUUUGCGCCGCUCUCGUGAUUCGUGAAGCAUAAUACCUUCAUAAUAUAAGGGCAUAAUACCAGCAAAAAAGGGCAUAAUUCCCGUGAUCGCUUCGAAACCUGACCAAUAUUCCGGUAAUGAGACAUUGUGUGUGAUCACUGAUCAUGUUUCUAUAUGAACGAUUUUGUGUGAGCCGUGAAGUAGCAAAUUAGCAAAUAAGGUUAGACGAAAUAGUCUGUAAUUUAAUAUAUCACUUUGUCGUCUAUGCGCUUAGUCUCGAUCUGUUUAUAAGCCUAUAUAAAUAUAUACUUCUUGACGGAAGUAACUAUAUUUUUUCAAAUGCGUUUUUUCCCACCCACUUACAAAAUUCCGCACGGGACGGCGCCCCCUUUUCAUUUUUGUGCCCCCCAAGAAUUGCCAGCUGGGGGGGGGGGCCGUGGCCCCCCGGCCCCCCCUACCAGCACGCCACUGUUUUUAAUAGUAUUUUUUUGGGGGGGGGGGGGAGGAUGGGGGCGGUUUUUCCACCAUAUCGUUGAUAUUUUUUGUACUGAUGUUGCGAAGGCCGCCAUUUUGAUUUAUUAUUUAUUUAAUAAAAAAUUUCUGGUUUCUGAUUGGCUAACAGCCAACUGUGAAAUUGUCAUAUCAACUCAAUGGCUAAACAAAUAUGGAUUUUUCCCAUUCAUAUUAGCAAAUUGACGUCAAAGAGCGGGCGGUGACGCUAACCAAGUUUGUUUUUUUAUUUGGCCUAAUGUUGCUUCUAACCACAGAAUAAAGAUCAGUAACAGAAGGGCCACUCAGCGGUGCAAUGCGUCCUCGUUUUUUAUGCAAAAAUAUGCAGUUUACUGGCCAGAAGGUGGAGCAGCCAGCCAGUACAGCAUGUUUAUUGGCCAGAAAAUGUCAUUGACUGGCUAGGAAAAUGGUGGCCAACAUGCGUAAUGCGACAUGCGCAAGGACAGAAACUUCAAAGCUUCCGACAUAAGUUGCCCUUCUGUAUAGAUCUUUAUUCUGUGCUUCUAACUAAUAUGCAUGGCAUAUUGCAAUGAAUAUAAAAAAUUCAAACCGUCUGGCUUUCCAAUACACGGUUGCAUAGACCAGUGGAGCCGCAGAAUUUGUGGCUCCAAUAUAUCUCUGACCUUCUGACAAACUAAAUCUAUGUCAAAACUAGCUUUCGUCUCUUCAGACCAUAUUAAAGCACAAAUGUGCAUUUUUCAAAGUUCUAACACUCAUUUGAAUAUUAUGCUGACCAGUUAUUCAACAUGAAAAUGAUUUCUUUAUAUUUGUUUCCUAACUUUCCUUGACUGAAAUAAUUGCAUACCAUAUUAAAUCAUCUUCCAAGGACUCCAUCUUGACUUGAAACGUUGCCGCCAAAUUUGCUGUGAUGUUCCCAUAAAAAUUUGGCGUAAUAUUCCCAUAGAAAUUUGCUGUGACACUUCAGGCCGCUUAAAACAUUUUGUGCAUUGAUUUCUCACUCUUUUGCCGUAUUUAUUAGACCUAACCAGGAGCAGUUGUGAAAAUACAGCUAUAUAAUAUAGGCCUUCUGGUAGGAAUCGAACCUGCGGCUCAGCGAUUCCAGUGCAGUGCUCUAACCAACAGCCCUCGAACCAUCAUUGGUUAGAGCGCUGCGCCAGGAAUCGUAGGGCUGCAGGUUCUAUUUCUGGCAGAGGGCCUAUAGUUGCAUUUUUGCAACUGCUCCUGGUUAGGUCCAAUAAAUGUAUAAAACUCACACUUGCAAUUCAUCUCCACCCUAAUACAAAUUAGUUAUCGAGUGCAUAUAGAUGCCCAAAAUCCUAAUGUAUUAUGUAAUAUAUGAACAACGAGAGCGAGUGUUUCACCGGGAUAUCCAAACACGAGAAAACAAUGGCUUCUCAAAUGAAUCGAGACGUAACAGAAUGUUUUCGUUUGCUGAUUUGAAUAGAAUUCUUAACCAAGCAUAACGUAAUUAGGAAUUCUAUUCAAGUAAUUUUGCAUGCGUAAUUAAGAUAUUUGAUGAAAACACUAGUGACUUUCAUCAAGUAUCCAAAUAGCAUCUUGUGAUCAAAUAGGUGAUUAUCAUUGGCUGAAUUACUCAUGAAUUAUUAAUGAAUUUGAGAAAUAUUUAUAUAAACCACUGUUGACGAUCACUGAUAUAAACGUUCGCAGCAAGCAUGUGGAUCAUUUGUCAAGAUGAUGUUUCUGUGAAGUUCACCUUCCUACACAGACAUGCAUAUAUGCAGGUUGUCUUGAAAAAUGGUCUGUCUUUGUGUAUAAUAAUAAUAAUAAUAACACUUUAUUUAUUGAGGAUAAACAGAUAAAGUUACAACUUUUUUCCAAUCUGGUCCUCCUAAACUCUAUAGACACAACAACAAUAACAUUAAACAUGACUAUUUUCAGUACUUCCUAUAGGAGUAUGAACAAAUGAAAUCAUGGGUACAAUGUAAAGUAUUAAUUAACCAGUACUACAAUUCAGUUGUUCAUACCUCGAGAAAGCCCCAAUUUACUAAUCAGGCAAUUUUCUAACUAUGUCUAAAUUAUAUUUACUAAAGUACAGUAUAACAAGUCGAAAUACGCGUUGACAUACAACUCACAAGUGUCUAAAGUGAGAUUAUAAACAUGAUCGUGCUCAGCUAAAACUGUAGGCAUGAAUUUCGGCAGUAAUCGCAGGGCCGUGGGUUCAAUUCCUACCAGAGGACCUUGUGCUGCAUUUUUCGCAGUCGUUCCUGGUUAGGUCUUAAAAUGUAUAUAUUCUCACUUGGAUUCCAAACCCUAAUAUUCUAAUAACAGAGAAAUACACUGUCACUGAUACUUAUUGGACUAUAUACUUAUAUUAAACAAUAAUAUAGUUAAUAUAUACUUAAUAAAGCCUUAUGCUGUUAAGUUUAGUUGAACUCACGAGUUUCUGAGUAAAGUAACUCUUGCAAUAUGUGUUGAAUGACGGCUGCGAUGUUAUUUUCUUUGCCUCGUUAGGGAAACUGUUCCAUAAGGUGUAUGAAUACAAUCUCAGACAAGCUAUUGGAGAACUCAGCUAUAAUUGCUUGCUUAUUGCACUAAGUUACUGAAUAUGUUUUUACAACAAGAUUGGGAGACAAACCACUGGCAAUGUAUAUAUUACGAACGCAUUAUCAAACUCUGAAGUUCUUGAUGGUGGACCAAGAGGAGUAUAGGACAAAACAUUAAUUUUGUACGUUUUGGAAGUGCAUGAGAUUUGGUGUGAUACCAUAUUCUGUUUACGUGUCCAGUUAAUUGGUCAACAGAAAUUUGAAAAGUAUCAAACAGGGAUUGUUUCUUCAAAAGUAAUCAACUAUACUUUGCUACAGCUGAGAAGUGUAGUUCAUUUAAUGUAUAGACAAGUUUGGCUGUAUACUAAGUUACCAAUGAAUUACAAUUAACCAGUUUAGAUAUGAAGUCAACAAUUAAUGUAGUUUGUAAAGACAUGUAAUAUAUCCUGGGAAGCUAUGACUGCCCAUACCAGGCAUUGUCAGUCAUUUCACCCUACCGUGAUGUUGGUCUAGUGACAACCUUGUCCCCAGGCUCCAGUACGUGCUCCCGCCCACUCACGUUUCUCACGUGUUUCUCCCGAGAGACCUUGACGUGCAGGGGACGAGGCUAGUCUAGUGAUUAAAAUUUGUGGUUGUCCCCGACUGAAUGAUAUACUAAAAUAAGCUGUGAUGAAUGACUCGUAUAAUUGUAUCAAACAGUCAAUGUCAAUUUGCAAUAAGUCACGACUUACACUACAGUACAGUACCAGGGCUUUCAGAAAUUUUCAGAGUAGGUGUCUGUUUUGAUAAAGUAGGCGGCCGUUGGGAGGGGACGGGCUAGUUAGUCUUAAAGUCAUCCGAAUUAAUUACGUACAUUGAUUAGAUAGCAACACAACACAAAUUAUGAUGUAUCACUACUUUCAUUUUUCAACAAGAUUUAUUAUAAGAUGGCAAAUAACUAAAUCAGUUUUACGAAAUAGUACGUCGUUUUCGAAAAUAACCAGGCUAUAAAUUAGUAUAGACCAAGUUGAGGAAAAAUAACUUUGUUUGAAUGCUUAGAAUGGAGGAAGGAGAGCAGAAGAUGUUUCAAGUACUAAACAAAGUAACUGGCGCGGUAAACCUCGUGCCACCCGCCGGGUUAUUUUGAAAGCCCUGAGUACAGUACUUGGUUUUUCCGUUUUCCAAUUUGAGGAAAACCGAAGAACCGGUUUUGAAAAAACACUGAUAUUUAUCGGUUUAUUGACAAUAUUGAUUGGGAAAAUUUAGAUUGGAUAUUGCUAUAAGUAGGUCAUCCUAGCAUCCUUAAUGUCUGCCCAGUUUUUCUAUAUUUUUAUGAUCUAAAAUGGAGGUUUAUUGUUGAUUUAGGUUUGAACUGUGGGACUGAAGAAAUGGACCAGUCUCAGAAAAGAAAAUAUCCAGAUAACAAUGAUAAUGAUGGUCAGUAAUGCUGUACUAAUGAAUUUACUCAAAUAAUACAGUGACACCUAAAAGCACUAAUUUAAAUGCUGCUUAACAGGUGGGAAAAUUGUCGUCGCUGACCAAAUUUAUCGGUGACGCUUUCUUUUUGCCAGCAAAAAUUGUGAAAACAAUAAAAACACAGAUUUCGCUACCCUGUUUCUCGUACUACAGCAGAGGAAAAAUAAAAGAAAGCUAGCAGACGUACAGUAAACGUUAAUAAACGUUCAUAAUCAAGACCACAAUUACUUGUCGCAAUCGGGGAAUUAGCAGUCAAGAAUUAUUCGCUGAAACAUGGCCGAAAAUGACGUUUCUUGCAAAAUGUGUGUAGUUUGAUGCAAUGAUGGCAAAUAUAACUCGAACAAGAACUUAAUAUUGAUGGAAUAUUACUUGAAAUUUGCAGUAUAUGCGUUUGUUGUCUAGGACAAAGUUCAUCGUCAAAUUUCAGUAUGUCAGGUAGCCUAUUUUGCUAAAAUUGCUUGUUUUUCACCUUAAUUUUAGACUCAUAUAUACAGGUUGUGCCAAUGGCAAUGAAAUGUGAUUAAGUCAGACGAUGUGCUUCUUUCUAGUUUUUGCUAAUAGAAUGUAAACUCGCCUAAAGAAAUGAAUAAAUACUGAAUUUUGGCAAAUUUCAUGUGCAAGUGUGAUUUAUACGAAAAAGGCGAAUCCGGAAAUGAGCAUCAGAAUCAGAUUUUUCUGACUAUGACUCUCAUUUCGAAGCGCAAACUUUUUAUUAUUUUUAAACGCAAUUUUCGCUCGUUCAAAAUUCUAUAAACACGAAUUUUGUCAUGUUACAGGUUGUGCCAACGAAAUAUCGUUGUUUCACAUUAAAUUUCAAAGCAUUUUUAAGCCUUAAAAAAUGAAGAAGUGUUAGUACAGUAUUCUUGGUUUGAAUUUCACAUUUUAUUGAAGCUAUCAGACGACAUUUUAAAAGGAAAUUUUUUGCUCUGUUUUGUUUUGCGCUGAAAUAAUCGAUAUUAAUAGUUUACAUUCAUUGUAAAAUAUGUGACAAUAGAGGAAAUCAAAGUAUUGCUGCAACAUUUUUUGUCAAUGAAUCCAAUUUUUGUGGUGAUUUAUGGGUCUGAACAGCCGCUGAAAAAUUGUCUUUCGAAGGCUUCGUUCAUGUUGUUUAUGCUUUUUAAACCAAUUACCAAGUGGAAGCACGCAUAUCUUCUUCUCCCGCUGAAAACCCGAGCAGUUUUCGCGCAUGCUCGGACAAUUUUUCCACCGACACCUGUUAUGCUGCUUCUUUUAAAACUUUAGUGGUACCACUACUGGAUGGGAGGCUAGGGUGAACCUGUGGGCCUCACAAAUACCGACCCACCUUGUUCCAUACAUUUCAUUAACCCAUUGAAUUGCAGUGCUCUCCUCUUGACGUGUAAAAUCGUCUGGCGUUAGUAGGGAGAAUUAACCAUUAGGGCGCAAUGCGACUUACACGUGCAUGUUUUGAUGUUUAUGAAUGCACGAGACUGAAACACACGUGAUUUUUUCACUUGAUAUUAAAUAACAUGUAAAAUUAAAUAAUAUAUAUAUAUACUUCUAACGUAAUAGAACAAUAAUGGAUUAUUGAAUUUGUACAGUCAUACAUGUUCAGUAAAAUUGUCUGGAUCUAUUUAAGCUUCAAGACAUGCAUUUUUAUUUGAAUGGAUGAUUCCAGCUUUAGACUAAAUUUUGAUACAGGCAUGCAAGAAGAACAAAAUCCAUCACCACAGCUAGAAAGAGCAUGUUAAAAUUAGUAAAAUUGUGAAUGUUUCGCCGCGAAAUAUUGUAAAACGUGGAAAAUAUAACCCAACGUUGCAAUUUUACUAAUUUUAACAUGCUCUUUCUAGCUGUGGUGAUGGAUUUUGUUCUUCUUGCCUAGUUCAAAAUUUGAUCCAUUGUUGGAUUCCCAAUUUUAUUCACCAAUAAAAGGUGGGAGAGUGAAGAAAAAAAGGAAAAGAAUUGUCAUAAAGGCCGUUUUCUAUUACCGUUCCUUUGCCCAAGCAAGGCGAUAUAUAUAAGUGUCUUGUGGAAACAUAGUUAAUAGAAUAGAUGGUUUGGAAACUCGUUAGAAUAACAACAUAACUCAUCUAUGUUAGUCAACGUUUAUUCAUAAACAUGGUCGUUCACCGUCACGUGACUGUGUAUUGUGUUCUUGCCAAAUCCACCAAUAGCAAUUUUCAAUUUACCCUAUUGUUCGAGUUACGGAUAGGUAACUUUCCUAAGACAUUGCAGAUCGAAAGGUUAUAUGCUAAUUUAGUAAUUUGUCCACUACAUUUUCAACACCCUGCAUUUUCAACACCCCGGGACUCCGCACAUUCAUGCAUGCAUGUAAACCAUGUCCAGCCCCUGCAGUGGCGGAUAAAUUUCCUAUCCGUACCCACUUGGGUAGUUAACCGGCAGAUAAAAUUGCGUUGCACAAAGCCUGUUUAGUAUCGCGUUUAACUAUCUGUCAGAUAACCUUGACCAUAUGUGUGUGGCUCCGUGUAUAAAUAAAGUUAUCCUAUCCUAUCCUACGGGGCUGAUGCUUUCGGGGGGGGGGAGUUGAAAGUUUGCCCAAAUUUUUAUGGAGAAUUGUAAUGAAAUAACCCGAUUUUAACGUAUUUUCUGAUAAAUCUGUCUGAAUUUUCUUGAUUUUUCCUAGCAUUUGCCCGAAUUUCCAUGGUUUUCCAAAAUGGGGGCAUGCCCCCUGUCUCGUACGCCUUUGACCUAGUUGACUCACCUGAAGGAAACCAGAUUUUCCCGAAACUUCUUAUCUCUAAUAAAACUAGUGAAUUCCACUUACCUUUAAACUGUUAACUUGCAUACAUAUAUCGUUGUUUAUAUUUGGAGUUUCUCGUCCACUCGUUGUAGUACUAUAUCAAACUUUUCGUUUUCACAUAUAUAGUGCUGACUUUCUUAUCCUUGCUUUUUUCGAUAUUUCGAUAGGCAUAAAGAACAAACACCGAGUUUAAUUAUAGGCCUUAUAAGGAGAUGGAUCCAGUACCGUGUAAGCAGGAAGCCAAAGUGGUCAAAUAAUUGUAAUAAUAAUUGUCCCGUUUAAACGCAAUAAUUAGUACAAAUUUUUAUCCCGACAAAGACUUGCCAAGGGUCUAAUACAGAGGGUCUAAUAGUAAGAAUGUAUUUUUAAAUAGGACCAGUACCCAUGGACAUAGACAUGCAGGUUGAUGUUGUGGCCCAAGCCAAGUUAGUUAAUGGAAUAGUCUCUAAAACGUUUGAUGAAAAAUUAGAAGACGAAUACGGCUCAGGUAUAAUAUAGUGUUUACAGUUUCUACCUUAUUUUUUCGAAUAUAUUUGAUGUUUCUUGUUUGAACUAUAGAGCUAGCAACUGUAAUAUCCGUGACAGUUUUUAGGCACUGCUAUUGAACCCGAACUUGUACGGUAUACGUAUAUAUGUGCAGCAACACCACCCCUUCUCUCUAAACAGACUAGCUACUAAACGUCCCAAACAUUGUUUUCACAUUAAGAGAUUUUAACUGGCUAUAUCCAAAAUCCAAGGUUUUAACUGGAAUAUGGGGAACAACUCUUGAUAGCCACGCUUCUUGUAUUUUUGUAUCUAUGCGAAACAUAGAUACAUUGCUAGUGAUUGCUAUCGAGUUGUUCGUGGGUUAAACACGCGUCCGCCUUAAACACAUGCCGGCGAACAGGCAGCCUAAAUUGAAAACAAAGUGGCGGCUUCUAUUCUACAUUUAAAAUAACAUUUUAUGUGUACAAUUUGUAAUAGUACAUCGCUAUUAACAUCUGUUUCACAAACAACAAUACAAUGAAAAUGUACUGUGACAAGGUGAGAGUUUGUUUUCUGUCUAAAUGUUUGUGUGAUUUAAAAAAAAAUGAAAUGCUAUGUGGGAAAUGUUUUCACACGCAAAUAAAGUUUUAUCUGUUCAUAUUUACUUCAAAACCCUUACAAAAUAAACCCAAAACCUAAACAUGUCCGCCAUGUGUUUUUCUGUCCCAUCGUUCAUUGGGGCCCGUACACCACAGGCACCCAAACCGGAAACUCGAGAUUAAACACCCUCCCCCUUUCUUAGCUGAAAGGCUAAGAAACAUUUAACUGUUUAAUUGUCCUUAGAGUGUGCAAUAUCACUUAUUAUCUGUCCGAUCUUCUCUAACGCCGCUCUUGAUUUACUUGGCUCAAAUGCAUUCGCCUUUGGAGAUUCGAUGCCUUCGAUUGCUGUGACUUAG